This is a messenger RNA of Gryllus bimaculatus (two-spotted cricket), 2159 nucleotides long. The record is from the annotation of a GenBank genome assembly. NCBI's taxonomy places the organism in Eukaryota, Metazoa, Arthropoda, Insecta, Orthoptera, Gryllidae.
ACAACCAUCUAAUGGCGGAUGUUUUAUACGAAGUAUUAAUCAACUGGUCAGGUGCUGGGCACGUAUUUUUUUGUAAUAUCAUCUAAUAUAUUAUAUCCACGUGUGCGAAGUGUGACAGCACGGGAAAGGCUGAACUAUUUUCUUUACAAGAUUGCUGUAAACGGAUCGACGACGUGUGAAUUGAGUUUGUUACCAGUUAUUGUUGAAUUUCUGUGACUUUCAUAAAUAGUCGCACACUUCUGCAAGUGUUCCCGUGUGAAUUUCUUGAUUGUUUAGAUUAUUAUACAGCAUUUUUGACUUUGUGUAAAUUGUAUUACGUUGUAAAAGUUAAAAUUCAGAUAUUCUUCGCGCACGUUUUCUUGAGCCCUCGCUUCGCUAGAUGCGAGAGAAGUGGGGAGUUUGGUUAUUUUGACAAACUGAAUUUUACUUUGAAUUUGUAGUUCAUUUUUCCCUGCAAAAUAGCUUUUAAUGCAUGGGAGCGAACGUUCCUCGUCACCAGAUUAGGUUCACAACUCUCAUUGCUAUUAUGUGUUCUUAAUGCAACUAAUGUUAGGAAAGGAGUGGGGUAGAUAUUCCGGGGCUCAAGAAAACGUGCGGAUAUAAUAGCAGUAAAAGAAUUCCGUUCUCACCAAGUUUUAAGAAAAGAAGUUGGAAUGAGCUCUGAUUCUUCAGAAGACGAAACAUUGGAUCGUCUACGUGAGGCUGUUGACAAUGAAUUUCUUAAUAAUGAUAUGUUUGAGCCCAAGAAACGCAAAGAUGACAAACCACAUAUAUCAAAACCAUCCCUGCGUUACCAAGACAAAGAAGAAAAUCUUAUGGGUGUUACUGAGGGAUUUCAAAAAUAUGUUGGAGGGCAGUUAAUGAAGUUUCUAGACAGCCAAAUCAAAGAAGUGGAUAUUUCAUCAAAGACAUGUCAAAUUAAAAAAGAUACUGAAGGAGGUAUCCGUCUCUUUGGUGCUUCUCUAAAUACAGUGUCUUGUGAUGAUGAUGUGGAAGAUGAAGGUGCAAGUCGCCCACAGAAAAGGACCAAAUGGAAAUGCAAAGUAAAUGGAGAAAACAUCUCCGAGAAGAAACAAUGCAAAGAAGUUGCUGUACCUGCUGAAUGGAUUUUAUCAAAGGAGGCUGUGGCCGGGUGGGAACCUUCCACAAAGGGCAAAUUGGAAAUUUAUUCAGCAGAUGAUGUCAUCAUCAAAUGUAAGAAAAUGAAAAACAAAACUGAUAAUCUCCAAGUAUUAACUCCAGAAGAUAAAGCAGAAAAGAAAAAAUUGAAGAGAAAAAAAUGUCGAGAAAGGCUAAAAAAUAAGUCAAUAUGUGAAAAUGAAUCUCUAAAUAUUUGAAAUGAAUAUAUUGUGAUAUGUGAAGAAGAAAAAAUUGUAAAUAACCACAAGUACUGUGUGAUUCCCAUUUACAAGAUGAAGAAGCGAUUAGGAAACUUUACAAAAACCAUAAAACACUCACAUUACAGUUCAUCACACAAAUGUUUGUUAAUAAUCAAAUGUGUAGAUUAUUCAAUUGAAUUGGAGAUUAAGUUUUUUAAAUGACUGUGACUCUUAUUUUUGACCUAGUGUUCCUUACAAAGAUAAGCUUCAAUGAAAAGAUUGUGUAAAAGCCCACUUCAAAAACUGGAUUCUCUCUCUCUCUCUCAGUACCUUUGUUUGAUUCUGAAAAAAUGUAUUUGCAUUCAUGUUCCAAAAAUUCGUUUUAAUAUCAUUAAUAGAAAAGCAUAUCCUUUAUUUUUAUGACAAUUAUUUAUUGAAGAAAAAUAAUUUCUAUAUUUGUUACAUCAUCGGGUGUACUUUCAAGUAAAAAGGCUGAAUUGUUUGACAGAAAAAUGUUUUAAGUAAAUUAUGUUUCAAACAAAUACAGGAAGUUCAUAUUUUACAGAAUGAAAGUUAUUUGAAAUAGAAAAUGUUAUUUGGUUAACUGAUUUGUACUCACCAUGUCAUCUCCCAGUUUCCAAGAAAGUAAAUGAGAUCUGCUAUGACGCGUACAGAGGGUCCUGAAAGUGGGAAACAAAUUCUGACAAAAUGCUGAUGUCGAAAGGGGUUCUAACCUGUAACCCUAAGUAGGCGGUUAGUGCACUACAUAAAUCCUCUAAGGGUAAUAAAAUAUACCUAACAAAUAAAAAAAGUAGAUCUGACUUAAAGAAAGUAAGUCAG